UGUUUUAUUUGAAACUACAAAGCUGAUGACAACCUGUUACAAAGGUUAUUUCAGUCCAAGCUCAAAGUCCAGGAUACAGAAAUAAAUCGUCUCUAUCGAUUCAAAUACUUCCAGACGAGUGCGAUACAUUUUUAGCAUUUUAUCUCCGCAAAGUGUUAAAUGGAUUCAGCAUGGGAGAGGGUGAAACACGCAAAUCGUUGGAUUUUGGAGAAUGGGGAUAAACGGACAGAUCCAUGGCUUUUAGUCUACUCUCCUGUACCAGUCAUUUGUAUAUUUGCCUGCUAUCUUGGUGUUGUUUGGAUCGGACCCAAACUUAUGAAAAACAGGGAACCAGUCAACCUAAAGGCAGUGCUUAUUGUGUACAAUUUUUCUAUGGUUGCUUUGUCUUUUUAUAUGUUUCGUGAGUUCUUGGUCACAUCUUGGCUGGCAAACUACAGUUAUCUCUGUCAGCCUGUGGACUACAGCCGCAGUCCAUUAGGAAUGAGGAUGGCAAGUGUAUGCUGGUGGUUUUUCUUCUCUAAAGUCAUUGAACUUACUGAUACGGUGUUUUUCAUCUUAAGAAAAAAGAACAACCAGCUCACAUUUCUACAUGUGUAUCAUCAUGGGACGAUGAUCUUUAACUGGUGGGCAGGAGUUAAAUAUCUGGCUGGAGGUCAAUCAUUUUUCAUCGGCCUGCUGAACACUUUUGUUCAUAUCGUGAUGUAUUCGUACUACGGCCUUGCUGCCCUUGGACCUCACAUGCAGAAAUAUUUAUGGUGGAAGCGCUACCUUACCUCACUGCAGCUGGUCCAGUUUGUCUUUCUGACUGUUCACACCGGCUACAACCUUUUUGCUGAAUGUGACUUCCCAGACUCUAUGAAUGCAUUUGUGUUUGCAUACUGCAUUAGCCUCAUCAUGCUUUUUAGCAACUUUUAUUAUCAAAGCUACAUAACCAGGAAAACCAAGAAGUCUUAACCCUCAUUGUCAGUCCAUGCUGAAGCGCCAAGAGAGAAUUACAUUCAAUGGAUUUUUCCAUCAAUUCUGCAAUCCUGUCUUAGCUUGAAAUGACUCAACAGGGUCCAUAUUAUAAGAUUAAUGAUAUUCAAAUUGAAACAUGUAUGCAUUGUAUAGUUAGGACAUUUUUGUAAUAGGACUUAAAGGCUAGUGAUACAACUGUUACUGUAAAGAUGACUGCCCUGCUAAAAAAAAUAUUAGCAUCAUUCCCAUGUUGGUUUAGCUGGUGGUGACCAGCAUACCAGCACCAAAACACAACAUAUGCUGUUUUUUCAGCAGGGUGAACUAAUACAAAUGUAGAGCUUUGGAUGUGAACAGCUUAUUAUCAACUAAAGGACUUGAAGUUGUAAAUUAAAUGCUAAUUCCAUUUUUUUAUUUGACUCGUGUCUUAAAUGUAUAAAUGUUUUAAUUACCAUUGCCUAAAUUUGGUACGUACGUUUAUGUUUUAAAACACUCGCAGUAAGAAUUCCACUAGAUGGCAGUAGUUCUCGCGAUACAAGGCGUAUGACAUCAAAGUACCGCGGGAGCGUUUCGAAAGACACCCAUAUACUCAGACGUUUUGUAUUUAUUUAAGUAUCAAAACCAUACUUUUAGACUCUGAUUGUAGAGCUUAGACAUUUCUUUUGAUGUGAAACAUUAACAAAGCAUUCGCAGAUGACUUAUCUAUGUUUGCCUGAACAACAAAAAUGUUCAAAUAAUUUGUUAAUAAAUAAAUAUUUAGUUUUUUUGCUCUA
Messenger RNA from Paramisgurnus dabryanus, 1727 nucleotides. It is a transcript of the gene elovl8b, whose product is annotated as ELOVL fatty acid elongase 8b. The record is from RefSeq and is a predicted model, not a curated record. NCBI's taxonomy places the organism in Eukaryota, Metazoa, Chordata, Actinopteri, Cypriniformes, Cobitidae. Gene Ontology annotation, cellular component: endoplasmic reticulum membrane. Gene Ontology annotation, molecular function: fatty acid elongase activity. Gene Ontology annotation, biological process: fatty acid elongation, polyunsaturated fatty acid; sphingolipid biosynthetic process; very long-chain fatty acid biosynthetic process.